CUGGACAGUCCGGAGAGAGAAGUGCUGCUGUCGGACGGCCCGUCGCCCGCCAUCACCCCGAUCACACCGCCCACCUCCGUCAUCACCCCUCGCAUCGGCCACGCACACGACGACAUGUUCACUCACUCCUCCUUCGACGAGAUUGAAGAAGAUGAAAGUGGCGAUUCAUUCGACAUGCACAUAUCAGUGUCUGACCCCGAGAAAGUCGGUGACGGGAUGAACGCUUACAUGGCCUAUAAAGUGACCAUCAAGACGUCCAUGACCAUUUUCCAGCUUCAUGAGUUUUCAGUAAAAAGGCGUUUCAGUGACUUUCUGGGUCUGCACAGUAAACUGGCCUCUAAGUAUCUGCACAUAGGUUACAUCGUCCCGCCUGCACCGGAGAAAAGCAUCGUGGGAAUGACGAAGGUGAAAGUCGGGAAGGAAGAUCAGUCAUCUAACGACUUCGUGGAGAAGAGGAGGCUGGCGUUGGAGAGGUACUUGAUGAGAACAGUGAAGCAUCCCGUCCUGCUGAAGGAUCCUGAUGUCCUGCAGUUUCUGGAGAGCUCAGAGUUGCCGCGAGCCGUCAGCACUCAGGCUCUGAGCAGCGCCGGACUUCUGCGGAUGGUCAACAAGGCCGCCGACGCCGUCAACAAGAUGACCAUCAAGAUGAACGAGUCCGACGCCUGGUUCGAGGAGAAGCAGCAGCACUUUGAGAACCUCGACGUCCAACUGAGGAAACUUCACGCCAGCGUCGAGUCUUUGGUCUGUCACAGGAAAGAGCUGUCGGUGAACACGGCUCAGUUCGCUAAGUCGGCGGCCAUGUUGGGGAACAGCGAGGAUCACACGGCUCUGUCUCGAGCUUUGUCUCAGCUGGCCGAGGUGGAGGAGAAGAUCGACCAGCUGCACCAGGAUCAGUCCAACGCUGACUUCUACCUGUUCUCUGAGCUGCUGGGAGACUACGUCCGCCUCAUCACCGCCGUCAAGGGAGUGUUUGACCACCGUAUGAAGACGUGGCAGAAGUGGCAGGACAGUCAACUGCUGCUGCAGAAGAAACGAGAAGCUGAAGCUAAACUUCAGACCAACAAACCCGACAAGCUGCAGCAGGCCAGGGACGAGAUCAAAGAGCUGGAGGGGAAAGUCCAUCAGGGCGAAAGAGAAUUUGAACAAAUCUCCAAAACUAUCCGCAAAGAAGUCAGCAGGUUUGAGAAAGAACGAGUGAAGGACUUUAAAACGAUCAUCAUCAAAUACCUGGAGUCUCUGGUUCAGACACAACAGCAGAUGAUUAAAUAUUGGGAGGCGUUCUUACCCGAGGCGAAGGCCAUCUCAUAGAGUCCACACACACACAUACAGACAGUCCUGACUGGCUCCGGUCAAACUACACUACCCAUAAUGCACCUGUGGUCCUGCUGGGUCAACCUUUGCCUCCUCCUGCUGAAGAAGAAGAAGAAGAAGAAGAAGGAGUGAAGGAGUGAAUCAGCUUCUUGGUUUUUUUGCUAGUUUCAUUUUUUUAAUUCUCAGCUCAUCAUCUGGUUUUGAUGUUUCUCGUGUUGCGUUCAGGUCCGACGCCGUUAAUCAUCAACC
Molecule: messenger RNA, 1560 nt
Organism: Scomber scombrus (Atlantic mackerel)
Lineage: Eukaryota; Metazoa; Chordata; Actinopteri; Scombriformes; Scombridae
Gene: snx2
Product: sorting nexin 2
Biological process (GO): early endosome to Golgi transport
Cellular component (GO): endosome membrane; endosome
Molecular function (GO): phosphatidylinositol binding
Source: RefSeq, a predicted model, not a curated record